CGGACAUCUCGUUUCGCCGUUUCCCCAACUGCCGACGAUUCGUCGGCCGAAGGAGGGGAAGCAGAUCCAGAGUAGCUGCCUCUCCAGUCAAAACCUAAAUCUCUCGCCGCUCUCCGGGUCUUUGGUACCCAAAUCUUUCAGAUAGUUAAGGAGGUAAGAUGAUGGAAUCAGACUUAGCCUCCGAAGACAAACAGAUGCUGAACAGGAACUCUGAGCUUGGGCCAAUAGAUCCAGAAAGAGCUCGUUUUCCAUGUUGCAUAGUUUGGACACCUCUUCCUGUCAUCUCUUGGCUGAUACCUUUCAUUGGCCACAUAGGCAUCUGCAGAGAGGAUGGAGUGAUCCUGGACUUUGCUGGGCCAAACUUUGUCUGCGUUGACCACUUUGCUUUUGGGGCGGUGGCACGUUAUGUAAAACUAAACAGAGAAGAGUGUCGUAAGCUGACCGAGGUGAUGACUUGGGAUGAUGCACUCCGGAAAGGCACGCAAGAGUUUCAGCACAGAUCUUACAGUCUAUUUACCUGCAACUGUCACUCUUUCGUCGCAAAUAAUCUGAACAGAUUGUUUUACCAGGCUCAUGAAAGAUGGAAUGUGGUGAACAUAGCAGCUAUGAUUUUCCUGAAGGGUACUUGGGUGAACAGAAGAUCGGUUGUGAAAACUUAUUUACCGUUCUUAAUUGUUUACUGCAUUGGGCUUUUCCUGGGUGGCUCAAAAUUUCUUUUGGGUGUUGUAGCUUUCGCAGUUGCUCUAAUUGGUUGGUUCCUCGUUGGUACAUAUUGCUUCAAGAAGCUUAUCCAGUUGUAAUCGCAUAAUGUACAUCGUCAGACUGCUGUAAUCCAAUUAUCUCCAUCCACAUGAUAAUGUAUCCAGGUAUAAUGUUCAAA
Messenger RNA from Musa acuminata AAA Group (dessert banana), 880 nucleotides. RefSeq names its product protein RTE1-HOMOLOG. NCBI's taxonomy places the organism in Eukaryota, Viridiplantae, Streptophyta, Magnoliopsida, Zingiberales, Musaceae. The record is from RefSeq and is a predicted model, not a curated record. Gene Ontology annotation, biological process: regulation of ethylene-activated signaling pathway; response to ethylene. The coding region runs from base 159 to 800 and encodes 213 amino acids. The transcript has 3 exons. Gene Ontology annotation, cellular component: Golgi apparatus; endoplasmic reticulum.